This is a messenger RNA of Mytilus californianus (California mussel), 4959 nucleotides long. RefSeq lists its product as uncharacterized. Gene Ontology annotation, molecular function: voltage-gated proton channel activity. The transcript is spliced from 9 exons. The record is from RefSeq and is a predicted model, not a curated record. Gene Ontology annotation, cellular component: plasma membrane. NCBI's taxonomy places the organism in Eukaryota, Metazoa, Mollusca, Bivalvia, Mytilida, Mytilidae. The coding region runs from base 281 to 1624 and encodes 447 amino acids. Gene Ontology annotation, biological process: proton transmembrane transport.
UUAAGUGAUCCAGGUGAAACAACAGCUCACCUAUAUGUUUCUACCUGUGUUUACCUGUUCGGAGCUACUUUGUCAAAUUGCAUUUGCUGAGUUUCCUUAAAGUGGAUGACAUGAGUUUUUCUCUCCAUCUUUUUAUCUUUUCAUUUAUGUGAUGUGGACUAUACAAAAACUAGUUUUGCUAACUUAGUGAUUUAAUAUAAAAAUUAAUUGAUAAGUUCUAUUGGAUUAAAUUAUACUAUCAAUCGUAGUUACUUGAUUAAAAAAUAAUACUUCUGGAAAUAUGAUACCACGCACUUCGGAAAAUAAUAAUAAUUGUUUACCAGGUAGACGAAAACCAAACAAUCGUCACAGGUUAAAAAAGAGACUGUCAACGUUACUCCACACACAUGUAGCAUUGAUUUUAUUAAGUACAUUAGCUGUUCUAGACGCAGGAUGUGUAAUUGGUCAAAUCAUAUCGGAUAUUCUGAUAAUGAAAGAUGAACUUCAUGAAAAGCAGUUAAUGGAGAGUGAAGCAAAAAAAAUUAUAUUCGAUUUAUUUCCGGGAAGAUUCAAUAGAUCUGGAUACGAUGAGGCUGAGUUUGAGUCAAUACUUGUCAUUCUAAGAGACUGUUUUCAGGAAGUACAAGGACCUGAAAUUACCCGUAUUCAAAAUAAAUUUGCAGCGGAAGUAGAAAAACGGCUUCAUAAAGGUCAUCACCAUGACAACCAUCAUCAUCAUCUACACAAACGAGGCUCUGGUGGAAAUCAUAAACACACUUUUAAAGACUCACAUAAAAUUUAUACUCAUCACAUUCUGCACGAAUUGACACAUGCCUUUCAUUUAGGAAGUUUUGUUAUUCUAACCAUACUUUUAUUAGAGACAUUUUUAAAGGUUUUAGCCAUGGGAAAGAAGUUUCUGAACCAUAAAAUAGAGGUUUUCGAUGCGUUUGUGGUAUUAGUUUCUUGGAUUCUUGAUGUUGCAUUCUGGGAAGGAUUAUGGGCGCAUCCCGAAACGGAAGCAGCCAGAAUAAUGACAAUCAUUCUUCCCUGGAGACUAGUCAGGAUUGUAAACAGUUUUGUAAUGGUAAUACAAGAAAAAGAUCAAGUUCAGCUAAAAAUCAUAAAACAGCAAUAUAGAGGCUCAGUCAAAAGAGCAAGUGAUAUGAAAAUGAAAGUAGAAUUAUAUAGAAUGGAAAUGCGUCAAUUACAGAGUUUAUGUAGACGAAGAGGUGCUUCUGAAAAAGAAAUUCAGACAUGUGCUCCUGAAGGUAAACGACGGCGCAGCAGCUUACUUCCAGUUUUAACAAGACUGGCGUCAGUGGGUCUCCUUGGCUCAAUGACAAGUUCAGCUGAUUUAACUAAGGAGGCAGCUUCAAAUGAUACGUCUGAUGAAGAGGAUUCUGCAUUAGAUAUGAACAGCCGUCCAAAUAGUAAUUUUAGUAAUUUUAGUAGUGAUUGCUACAGUUUAGCACGGACUAUAUCAACCGGUAGCAGUGUUUCUGCGAUCGCUUUCCCGUGUAGAGGAAGUGUUGAAAAUUUAGUGAAAGAUAACCCAGCAUUUACUGAAGAUGCAGAAGACGUCCCUCCUAAUUAUAGUGAAAUUGAGCGGGAAAUGAAUGAAGAGGAAAUGAACACUCGACUGUAGACUCGAACCGGAAGUCAAACCGGAAGUUAUUGUUGCACUUUACUAACAUGGAUACGGUAUUAGAAUGGAAUGAACGUGUCUGAACGCUUAGAUCCUUAGUCCCUUAUUGUCUGUCGGUAGAUUGUAUUUGUAUCGUUGAAUGAUCAGAUUGUGUUGUUCUACCCGAAGCUUGGCAUGAGGCAGCAACCGCUAGACUCGUGGAAAUGAAUAAGGAACAGCAUAAUGUUAACACGAGUGGUAUUACCUUUAGGAUGAAUAGUCAACUGAGAGAGAUAUCAAACACUCUUCUGGGCUUUUGUCAGCGUGAAAAGUAAAAAGACAAUCAUCUUAACUUAUAUUAUGAUAUUCUCUUUGUAUUCAUCUUUGCUUCUUAGUUUUUUUCCAUCCAAAUAUCAUUAUAAUGCACAUUUUUUUUCUCGUUUAUAUAUGCAUUCCAUUUGAUAUUUCAUUAGAAAAAAAAAUAUAAUUGGCAUUGAUAAUUAUUGAUCACAUAUUUUAUUCAAGGUAAAUAAAACAUAUAUUUUUCAUCGAAUUUGAUAAAUUAGAUGGUCGUGUCAAAGGUGAAAGCUUUAAAUGACACACGUUAGCACGUGUGCUAAUUAUUAUUUUCAAAAGAUAAAAAAAAUGUUUUACAUAAAGCAGAAAGUUUCUGCUCGGAUGCCGGUUAUUCAUGCACGACCGCAUUGCAUUUACAUAUGAUUAAAGUUUAAUAUACCGGUAAAUCUAUCAUUAAUAGAUAGCGUUUUGUUUGCAAAAGGAAUGCAUGUCUCAACAAAGUAUAUUCCAAAAUAUAUGCAAUGCUUGCUAAAACAAUUUUGUGAAAGCAUUUGCGCUUUUUGUUGCUAUUUGGGGGAUUUUUCAAUUAUGAUUCCUUUUUUGUACUAAGAAUUUUUAUCUUAAGUAAUUCACUAGAUUAAGAUAGUACUAUCCUCGAAAGAUGGUGUAGAUUUGAACCUGUUAUGAUUUUGGUUAAAAUUACCAUGCCUCCCUGGAUUUUCAUGGUAGAAAUAUACAAACUUUUGGAAGUUGAAUAACAGCAAUCCUUGCUAAUAGAUAUCACCAGGGUACACGAAAUUAAUGUUUAGUUUUUAUGGUUCACUUUCAAGUUUUGGUUGAGACAAGGGGCGAAAGUUUCCCGCUCUUUUUCAAAUGAAAUGUGUAUCAGACCUAUUUGGUCUCAGUUAAAAUAAUUUGAUCAAUUAUCAGUAUUAUUGUGUAUCAUUUGAUUACAAUUGUUUUACAAAUAUGUGUGUUUAAUCAUGUGUGUAUGUGUAGCACGUGUGUAUGUUAAUGUAUGAUAUUUAUAUUGAUUGUUUUCAUUUUCCACCCAUUUUUUUGUUACGGAAUGUAUGCAUAGUUUUCAUUCCUUAAACUACAUUAAUAUCUGUCACUUCACCACGAUAGCGUUAUUAUAUAAUAAUCAAAUUCAUCAUCACUAAAAUUAAUUUUUCUUUGGGUAUACAAGUAGAGGAAAAGUGUGUGUAACUGUUUUUCCUGUCUGUAGUGUUUUGGGUAUACUUACACUAUUUUCAAAUUUGUUAAUUAGUACAUAUUCUAAAUCAAAAAUUUAAAAAAGUGUUUCUCUUGCAGAUGAUUUGGUAAUAUGGACUUCAACUGUGCAGGAUCAAGUUUUGUAGUAUAAAAUAAAACAUACUUUCGAUUGUUUUUUCUACCUGAUCUUAAUCGAUCUAACUUUCUCUUAUUAUAUAAUAAACAUGGCUGUUUAAAAAUAUUUCACUACAGAAUACUGUUUUUAUCAUAGGUCAUAAACUUUUAUAAUUUGGGAUAAAAAUUGGCCCUGCUUAAAUACGGCUUUCAAAAAUGUUAGCUUGAUGACUAUUUUGACUCUGGCGUACUACAUCAGAUUUGUCAGAUCUUUAAAAUAGGCUUAAUCAGCAAUAUUUUGACUGACUUGACACAACAGCACGAUCUUUGUCAAAAAUAGUUUUUGUCAGCGGGUAGUUUAUCACAAAAUACUCAAUUAACAAAUUUAGUUAAAAUGUGAUACUUUAAACUGAACUAAAGUCUUCCUGAAAUUACAGGCAAAUUAACCAUUAGAAAACCUAUUGUUUUGUUUCCACGGACAUUCUUUCUUGUUUCUAACCUGUGAGGUCCGAGUACAUCCAUAUUUCUAUCUUUUAUUUUUUAUUUCUUCAUUUCAUCUUAUUUUUUAAGGGGAGGGAGGAAAUCGGUGUUAGCGAAUAUAAAAUACCUCCAUGUUAGCUUGAACAAAGAACAAAGCACUGUUUAAUGAUAUAUUACUUAACAAUAAUAUCUAUAUUUGUCCCAUUAAAAUCACGACUUUAAUUGUCUCUCAAUUAUACUAAGACAAUUAGUAAUUUUAUGUAUUAGUUAUUAAGGUCGUAUAGGAGGGUCUGGAUGGGGUUUACAUAAUGGAGAUCAAAAGGCUAAUUAAAUAUAGAAUAAAUGAAAAAUUUAAGAAUAGGUUAUAACGGGGUGCAAGAAUAUAAAGAAUAUAAUUAUGAUUAUAUACAAAAAAUAAAGAGCAGAGAAAUUAAGACCCUCUCCCCCAUCCAUACCCUCAUAUAGAAUAUUAAAUCAAUCUUGUUCGGUUCUUUGAGUGUGUUAUGUUACAUGCAAAUUACUAUUUUGAACUGUCAUGCUAUUUAUCUGAAUUUAAGUGUACAUGCAUUUGAUGUUCAAACCAAUAAUAUGAUAAACAAUAUCUUUUUUUAUUUUUCUACUCUUAUGUUUAGAAUUUCACUCGCUUUGUAGUAAAAGGAAACACUUGCUGACUUUGCUGAUUUCAAUUAAAUUCAUUCAGGGACUGUUUCAAAAUGUACGAACAAAAUUUACUUUAAAUCAUUACAUGUGAUAUUCCUUGAUAUAUAUUUUAUCAAAAAAGAAAAAUAGUAAAAAAAAUCUAAUAAAAAAUCUAUACAUAUACCAUUGUAAGUUAAUUAUCUGGUUACAGACCGGAUCUUAUGGUGAUACUUUCGCCAAUGAUACCAAAAAUGAGCGUGAAAGAGUUUAUUCGGUACGUUCUUACAAGUUUAUUCUCGGGUUCCAUUUCAAGUAGAAAAUUCGUUAUACCUAUAUAUGAGUUUGAGUAGCCAAGAAUACAAAAUAAUAUGUUGAUCUUCAAAAAGAUAAUCAACUUUCAACGGUAUAUUUUAAAAGUUGCAAAAAAUAUUUCAAAAGCAAUUUGGCAUAUUUUGAGACAGUCUCAAAGUCAGGAAAAAGGCGCGAAAAAUUGAUUUUAUGACUGUGAUAUCUAAUUUGUUACUUAUGAUAUUUGAUUUCUGUUUUUGUUACUCCUCAUGGUAAUCAUAACCAGACAUUAAUGCCGUUUUGAAUAAAAAUACAAAAGCAAA